Messenger RNA from Caenorhabditis elegans, 900 nucleotides. It is a transcript of the gene irld-29, whose product is annotated as Receptor L-domain domain-containing protein. The transcript is spliced from 5 exons. Bases 1 to 900 code for a protein of 299 amino acids. The record is from RefSeq and is marked reviewed. Lineage: Eukaryota; Metazoa; Nematoda; Chromadorea; Rhabditida; Rhabditidae.
AUGACUGAAAGCCAAUUAAAAUCUACAUUUAGUAAUAUGAAACAUCUAAUUGGAAGUUUACUAGUAAAGGAAACAUUGUUGAAAAGCUCCAAAUUCCUUGCUGGCUUGAAAUCUAUAGAGUGUGGCGGUUUGAACCGUGUUAGAAAAACGAUCGCGGACAAUUUGGUUCCGCAAGUUGAAUGGAUUGGUAAUGCAAAUCUACAGGAGCUCGGACUUUUAAACCUAACUUCCCUAAAUUGCUUUUCUAUGGAAAUUUCUAGUAGUCGGAAAAUGGAAACCUUGAGCUUACCUAAUUUGAAGAAUUUCUCAGUUCCUAACUCGAUCGAUGAAAAAGUUGGUAUUCGGAUCGCACCUUCCAGUUCAAAUUUCUGCAUUUCAACAGAAGAAAUGUUGAAUUUAAUUGAAAAUGAGAAAUCGUUAAUCCAAGAAAUUGAUGCAAAAUACUGCAGCCCGCCGAGUCCUGUACCACAUGGAAAGUGGUGUAAUUCAACAGUCACCACUUUGUUAAUAAAGGAAGGAUGUACUCAAAUAUUUGGAAAUUUGGUAAUAGAUCCUGAAAAUGAGCAUCUUGUGAGCCAACUGAAGAUGGUGGAAGUGAUAUUCGGAGGAUUAAUUAUCAGAGGCACAAAUUUGACGAAAAUCGAUUUUUUUGGCAGUCUCAAAUAUAUUUGGGUUUUAGAUAAAACCACAUCAGCUAUUCUUGUUGAGAACAACCCGAAUUUGGUAGAUUUUUCAUUUCCCGAAUUAAAGAUUGCAAAAUCCAAGGCACUACCGAUUAUCGUGUUCGAGAACAACAAUAACGCAUUGGCCUCCGAUUCCAAGUACUGCUACCGAUUUCAAAAUGUUGUGAAUGUUACAGGCCAUAGGCAGAUGUUUUUUGAUGGGAAAAGUUGUGGUUAG